Messenger RNA from Ruditapes philippinarum (Manila clam), 1686 nucleotides. RefSeq lists its product as uncharacterized. The record is from RefSeq and is a predicted model, not a curated record. The coding region runs from base 332 to 1411 and encodes 359 amino acids. Lineage: Eukaryota; Metazoa; Mollusca; Bivalvia; Venerida; Veneridae. The transcript is spliced from 4 exons.
GAAGAUCGAUACGCCGACCUUGCUAGCGGCGAUUCUAUGCCAAUUUUACAGGAUUAUACGAAGUUUCAUGGCCAAAUAAGUUUCGUGUUUGUAAUUUGUAUUACAGGUAGUAAAAUAUGUAAGAAAACACCGUGUCCAUUCUUGUACAUUAAGCUGAUUAAAGAUAUUUACUUACUUUUGUCUGUUUAUGUGUAUUUACUUAUCUUGAAGAUUUCUGAAUGGAAAUGUAAACAGACGAAUGCGGUUUUUUGUAUAAUUAUUAAGACAAAUUAGCUCGCGAUUCCUCAGAUGAAUUACCGGAGUAACCGGAACUAGUAUAUUACGUGUAGAAAUGGCGUCCACGUUCAGGACGCGAUGGAAUUUACAAGUUCUUUUAAUAAUCAUGGGAGCAAUUGUAGUUUCUUAUACAUUAGUGAGACUUGGUAUUAUAGAGGUUCCAGAUGCCAGUGCCAGACAGUGCCCGGAGUCUGCGCGUCUGUCCGCGUUACCUGAUGAUAAUAAGAAGAAAAUUGUCAACUACCCUUUAGUCGACUCGGUCAGGUACCUGAACCGGUUAGGCCUUCAAGACAUCGGAGACUUAAAAGAAGCAGCCGAGCCUGUGGUUGUCACGGCAACGUCAGCCAAUCAUAUCGCUCUAGCUACAGGACUGAUCGAUAGGUUAUCUGCUAACAUGACACCAAAACUGAAAAUUGUCGUAUUUGAUGUCGGCAUGACCGAGGAUCAAAGGAAAAAGAUAUGUGAAGGUGGGAAAUGUGUUCUAAAACAAUUCCCUUUCGACUUGUAUCCAGAUUUCCUUGAGAAUUAUCUACCGUCACAUGCGUGGAAACCGGUCGUUAUUCAGAUGGCGCUUCAAGAGUUCGGCUUUGUCAUUUGGAUGGAUUCGGCUGUUUACAUUCCCGAUGGCAACCUUCAGGGCGGAAUCGACAUUGCGAGGAGAGAAGGGAUCGCUGCCGGGCACAAGCUUCUCGGAAACCCGGAUGUUAAUCUAGCAUACGAAACAAACACAAGAACUUUCAAAGCCUUAGGGGAAGAGCCAUGUGCUUUUAAGAACACAUUCCGAUUUAACGCCGCACUGAUUUUUAUUAAAAGAAACGCAUUUACAUACAAAUACAUAAUGAGACCGUGGGUGUCAUGUGCGCUUACAAAAACUUGCAUUGAUGCGGAUAGCACGUUCUAUUCAAAAUGCGCAUUUGCAAAUAAAUACGGGUUUUGUCACAGAUUUGACCAGUCUGUGCUAAGCAUCAUUCUAAAUAGACUGUAUUAUUUACACACUGAUAAAAUAGAUUUAAAAAAUAAAGUGAAAUGGACCAAAUGCUAUAUAAAACAAGAACUUGCCAACUUUAACGAAAUGGUGUUUAUAAAAAAUGAGCAGAAUGGAAUACAGUGUCCACAGCCAGAAACCGUGAAAUAAAUAUCAGACAAAACAACUUGGUGCUCCUCAUUAAAAUAAUAGACUGAUUACGACACAGGGUUGGGCCUGUUUUCAGGUCAUGUAGUGUAAUAAUUGGGUUGAAUUUAAAUAGUCACGAAAGCAUGUACAUACUGUAUAGACCGUGCUAUUCUUGCCUAUAUUAUUUAUAAAAUUUUAGCUGAGGCUUUGGAUAGCUUAAAGUUUAUAUUUCAACCUUGUUUGGAAAUAUUAAAUAUGAAGCUAAUAUUUGAAAAUAAUAAAAAAAGGACAUGCUA